This is a messenger RNA of Arachis ipaensis, 1263 nucleotides long. Its product is annotated as non-specific lipid transfer protein GPI-anchored 20. The record is from RefSeq and is a predicted model, not a curated record. Lineage: Eukaryota; Viridiplantae; Streptophyta; Magnoliopsida; Fabales; Fabaceae.
GAAAGAGAAGAAAGCAGGAAUAUAAUCUAGGAUUGUGUUAGUCUUGGGUUAUCCACUUUUGCAGCUGAACUAAUACAGAACUUAAUGACUUGGCUGAUGAUAAAUGUUGCAUUAUAGACACAACAUUCUGUGACACUUGGGUGAACAUAAGCUUUCCACUGAGGUCAAAAGUCAAAACAUACUAAUCCCACCUGCUUCAAAUUCUUUCAUUUGGCUCUAAUUAGUCAUGGUAGUUGAGCUUCUAAACCAAAUUUCAUGCUUAACUUGUUGAUUUCCUAUGUCUAUAAAUUCGCUUAACAUGCUCUUACCCAACCAUCAAACUUGGUCUUGACUCUCUACACAUAACACACAAACAUGGUAGCAAGAGUUGUGGCUCUAGUACUAGGCAUGUUGAUGGUGACAAGUGCACCAUCCUACGCCCAAAUUAGCACACCAUGUAACGUCUCGGCGCUAAGCACAGUGUUCACACCAUGCGCGGGCUUCCUCACAAAUAGCAGUGGCAAUGGCACCUCGCCAACUGCCCAAUGCUGCGGCGCCCUCAAGUCGAUAACCAGUGGCGGUAUGAACUGCUUGUUCCAAUGCAAAGCCUCAGGUACACCACUUCCUGCUCCAGGACCAGUGGCUUUUGGACCGUCUCCUUCAUCACCCUCAGGAUUUACUCCAACUCCUAGUCCUCAAGCUUCUUCUUCUUCUGAUAUCCCCCCAUCACCAUCGAAUCCACCUUCUCUGGCACCAGAGUCUGACACAACUAGUAGCUCUCCUCUUCAAAGUCCCGCAUCUCCAUCAGUGGAUUCUGGAACCACAAGUACACCAGCUUCAUCCACGGAAAGUUCCCGCCCUGGUCUCACUCCAUCAUAUGCCAUCAAACCUUUCAAUGCGCCUCCUUCUCUUCUAUUCAUUGCACUUGGAGUUGCUGUUCUCAAAUUCUACUAGGUUUCUCUUUCUUUGCGUAUUCUCAAGUUCAUGUACCUAUGGAAUUGAUGUUACUAUGUAUUCUUUUGCGGCGUGGCUGCUCAUAUCACCUUCUUUUUUCGAAUCGAAGCUAUUUGUAUUGUAAAUUUGUAAUGUGUAUUAUUAUUCUUAUUGAGGUUGUUGUACGUAUGUAAUUGGGAAUGGAGAAAUAAAGUUCUUAUUAAUUAUUUUUUAUUAACUUUCUUGAGAAUUUUCCUUUCUUUUUCGGUAGUGUAAGAAACAAAUCCCAAACGAAACCAAGAUCACACAUUCACACACAAAUAAUAAUAAUAAUAAUAAUAAUAAUAAUAA